This is a messenger RNA of Penicillium canescens, 491 nucleotides long. RefSeq lists its product as uncharacterized. The record is from RefSeq and is a predicted model, not a curated record. The transcript has 4 exons. Gene Ontology annotation, cellular component: mitochondrial intermembrane space. NCBI's taxonomy places the organism in Eukaryota, Fungi, Ascomycota, Eurotiomycetes, Eurotiales, Aspergillaceae. The coding region runs from base 1 to 252 and encodes 83 amino acids.
AUGGGGAACUUAAAACAAGAUCUGUCUCAUGAACAACCCUGUCACCCGCGCGCUUGCGCCAUCCAAGAUUGCUUGACCAAGAAUUCGUUUAACGAGGACAAGUGCCAGGCACAGGUCGACGCUUUAUACGAAUGCUGCAAUGCCUUUUACCAGGAGCGAGGAGACCAGGCGUCGACGGUCAGCUGUCCCAAGGCCAAUUUGCUGCGUCUGAAGAUGAGACAGCGAGCGCAGGCAGCAGAGGGCAGAAAUUAGAUCCCUGUAAACUACAUUGUACAUAAAGAGUUGCCUCCACAGGCAUGUCACAAUUCCCUUGCGGUCUGAGCUCCCAUAUAGAGGAAACCAGGCUAAUUGAAGAACUGCAAUUGUUCUAAGACAAUCUUGAGCACGCAGAGAGGCCUCAAGGACCUGAACGAAAAUUGAGCUUUCGUUCCGAGACUCUAAUGAAAGCCUAAUGACAUUUGUGGAAGAAAAGAGAAGAAGAAGAACGGCGG